CCAACAGAUCAAUAAGCAAGCAUUUAAAACGCUAAACAAUGUCCGGCCACAAUCCUCCUCAUGGCCGGCUUGGACAGCCGAGUACGACGUGGAAUCCUUUACAGGUACCAUCCUAUGUGCCGAGGCAACCGCAACUAGCGCACAUGUCCAGCGAACGCUCAAUGGCUCGAUCACCCUUAACAUGGCACACACCACCAACACACCAGGAUAAAGUGUACAAUCUGAUGACCGGGAAUCUAAUGAAUAGUAUUGAAAAUAAUCCUUUACUACAAGGAUACGGCCGUACUAGUGUCGGUAUACCGCUGGGAUCGGUAGACCUUUCGCUUUCGUCCGUCGCCCGCAGCACGCCAUCACCUAAGGCAAAUCAUCCGCACAACUCGUCAUCUUCCGUCACACUGCCAUCGAACAUUCCUGCCAUUGUCCACACGACGGCUGCGGAUCACACGAGCAAUCUUACACGUAUCACAACGACCACUGCAGAAACGAAUCUUGUCCCGUCUGCGACUGCAAGUGUUAUACAAUCGACUGCUAACACGUGCACCACAACGACUGCUACUUCGACCAGUGCAGCUGCCGCAGUUGCCGCUGCGCUCAAGGAUUGUAUACAAGGAACGUAUGGUUCACAAGAGGGUGGAAAUACGACAACGAACUUCAGCAACGCCACCAAUGAUGGAUCGCACACCGGGUCUACCAGUGGAGGAGGAAACGGAUUCGGGGUUCCGCCAGUGCUUGGAUGUCGCGUUGGUAGUGAUAUUGCUUCUUUCAUGACGGGUGGUUUGCUUAUAAAAGAUGCGAAACAGAUAAACAGUGAAAUGGAAAGUAAAAACGGUCGCGAUUGUUUUUCCCAUCUAACUUCGGCGGAUUCAUCUGAUUUGGUGAAAGAUUUCAUCAUGCACGCUAUACAAAAUAGCAAUUCGUUGCCGGUUUCGCCGAAACGAACAUCACCACAACGGACAUCAGUUCAAUCCAGCUACAGCCCCGACAGGAGUCGCAGUCCCGCGUCAAACUUGUUGCACGGGUCAUCGACGUUAGAAGCAAAGUUAGGGCUGGACUGCGUUAAUAAUACUUUUCCGACGCUUAACUGCAAUAAUACGCCCAUGCCACUGAGAUUGAACGCUGAAAUAAAACAAUCGACUUCGGCAGAAUCGACGGAAGCAUCGAACAAUGGAGUCGCUGUAACAUCACUUGCAUCCAACUGCAAUCCGGCUGCUUCUCCAACAAACAAUAGCAUCACAUCGAACGAGGAUUCAGUCGAUUCCUCAAGUGGUUGCAGCAAAUCAAGGCGAAGGCGGAAACCAGAGCGAACGAGCAAAAUGAAUCCAACGAACGUCGGGGCCAGCGACCACGAGGAGGGACAGCCAUUCUUCGGUCCCGAACCCAAAGCUAUGGAUGGCAUUCUCGAACCGCUACGUUCAAACAUUGCGGGACGCAGUGACAUCACCGCCUUUGCAAUCGAAGGUAUAAAUGCUCUGAGUAAGUGCUUACCGGGCGUCACAAACAGUCAUCCUGCAGUCACUGAUUUGCCGGAAAGCAGUCGAUUGAACAGCAUUCACGCGAGCCGUGAUCAUCACCUUCCCGCCGUGCAGACGGGUCUCGUCGAAGCGCCACAAAACCUCAUCCAAAGCAAUAGCACUCUCAGUAGCAGCAGCGUUAGUACCGUCGGCAUCAGUCCCGUGAUCAGGGUUGCAUCGCCCCAAACGAUGUUAGUACCUCCGGCGGCCCUUGCCAACUCCUGUACUAAGUUCCCUCUUUCGGCAAGUGGUCUGUCAGUGGCCGCUGCUACAGUGGCCGCCGCCAUCGAAUCCGUGCGUAAGAAUGAGCCGGAGGAUUGUAAUGAAACCAUCGGUAAAAUUGCGGCAAUGGUAUCAUGCGUAGCGGCAAAUGUGAGCAUGAUUAGCACGGCAUCCACUGCGCAUGGAGAAGCAUCGUUCAUAGGAAACGGCACCGAACAUGAUACAGGCGAAACUAAUUGUAAUGGACCCGUGGCACAGCACAAAACCUCGGCAACUGUGCACCAAUCGAAGGGUAAAUUGAAUGAAAAAGACAAUGCUUCCGAAAGCAGCUACGAGGAGGUUGAAAAUAAAUUGGAACAAAUGUUUGCUGGCAUCGAGGAAGAAAAGGCUGAUCUAUCGACCAAAUCUAUCGAGGGAAACAUGCGAAGCGGAGUCAGUGGCAACAAUGGCUGCCGUUCCAUUGACGAUACCGCCGAUCAUUGUUCCCGUUCUGAAGAUAAAAAAUCUUGUGCAGUAACAGAUGGUGAUGUGUUGAAGCAGUUGUCGUGCGAUUCCAUCACAAGCGAAGGAGAGCAGCAGCAGGGGAAGAAAACGGAAAGUGUAGAAAGCAGCAAAACCGUCACACCCGAAACUAGUGCAACUUCUGCUGCUGGCAGCGGAAGGAAACCGCUGACGCCGGCACAAAAACGUGCCAAUGGCACCAAUUCCAUGGAAACAAGUACACCGAUCGUGAAGCGAAAACGGGCACCGAAAAAGAAGGGCAAUGCGUAUUCGGCCAAGGGGAAUCCGUUCCUUGAGCCGGAUACACAGAAAAUCAUGGGCUUGAAGGCGCUUGCAAAAGGAAAGGGAAAAUGUGGAAAAGCGUUCGGUUCAAGCGGGAAAACGAAGGGCAAAGCGGGCAAAAAGAUGAACGCGGCGCCGAAUAGCAGCGAACGGAUAUCAGCAGCGGCGGUCACUACUGCGACGAAUUGGGCCGGUCCAUCGAGCAGUGCAGACAUCACGUAUAGCAAGCAUAAGGGGCCUUACGUGCAGGUCAAAGCGAACGGCAACCAUACAGUUAUUAAUGCGCCUAUCAACGACGAAGAUGACGAAAAGCCACAGAGUAAAUUGGCGAAAAAGUUUUCCACUUCCCACAACGUUUCCGAACGCAGCAAGAUUCGAGGCUUGCACGUCAGCACCCUCAGCACGAAGUACGACGCAGACACAACCGACACAAGCUGGAUGUGCGUGUUCUGCAAAACAGGACCGCACAAGUUUCGGCUGGGUGAUCUGUUUGGACCGUACAUUAUUAGCACGGACUCGAAUGAGUAUAAACAAAGUGAAGUGGACUUGGACUUCUUCAGUGUUAAGCGGACACGCGAGACACUGGAAUCGAAACAAGCCAAGCAACGGCGGGUGGCCGAGCAGCAACAGCAGCAGAAGCAGUCGGGAGGCUCAAAAGGUAGAAAAAGAAAAAAUGCCGGCGCCACGAGCAACGCGACAAUCCCAUCUGAAGUCCCUUCUAAGUCCUCAGUAAUGGUGUUAAAGGAAGAAAAGAGUGAAGAUGUCCAUCGGCAGCAGUUGGAAGACAUAUUCUACGGCAUGGUUACGGCGGGCGAUAACACGUACGAGGUGUGGACGCACGAAGAAUGUCUAGUGUGGGCACCGGGUGUCCAUAUGGUGGGGACGAGAGUGAUAGGGCUGGAGGCCGCGAUUUGGAACUGCUGCCGGCACCGCUGUCAGUUCUGCUCAUAUAACGGUGCGGUAGUUAGUUGCCUGAGCCAGGGAUGUACCGCCAAGGCGCAUUUCAUCUGUGCUCAUAAGCAAAACUGGAAGCUAACGAAGGAAUAUAAAUCGUUUUGUGAACUACAUUCAGCUAGUGUCAAAGAACCGGCUGAUAGUGGUCGGAGUGGGGUGGACAUGUCGUCGUCUUCGUACCGGUAGAUC
Anopheles cruzii is the source of this 3659-nucleotide messenger RNA. RefSeq lists its product as uncharacterized. Gene Ontology annotation, cellular component: nucleus. Gene Ontology annotation, biological process: regulation of transcription by RNA polymerase II. Bases 39 to 3656 code for a protein of 1205 amino acids. The record is from RefSeq and is a predicted model, not a curated record. The transcript has 9 exons. NCBI's taxonomy places the organism in Eukaryota, Metazoa, Arthropoda, Insecta, Diptera, Culicidae.